AUGAAAUUGUCUGCGGCGCUUUGCGCGGCGCUGGCGCUGCCGCCUUGUUACGGCCUCAGCCUGUCUGGCCCAGGCGGCAGGCCAUACAACAUCAUCCGCGAGCCGGAGAAGCGGGCGCUUCAGGACAUCGUCACCUGGGAUGAGCACUCUCUCUUCAUCCGCGGCGAGCGCGCCAUGAUGUUCUCGGGCGAGUACCACCCGUUCCGUCAACCCGUGCCAUCGCUGCACUUGGAUGUGCUGCAAAAGAUCAAGGCCGCGGGCUUCAACAUGGUGUCCUUUUACGUCGACUGGGCGCUCCUCGAAGGCAAGCGUGGCGAGUUCCGCGCCGAAGACAUUCACGACCUGGAGCCGUUCUUGGAGGCAGCCAAGCAGGCGGGCAUUUACCUCCUCGCCCGCCCGGGGCCGUACAUCAACGCAGAAGUGAGCGGCGGAGGCUUUCCCGGCUGGCUGCAGAGGAACACCGGCGUCCUCAGGACAGACUCGGGCGACUUUCUCGGCUCUACCGACAACUAUAUGGCUCGCAUCUGCGGCAUCAUCGCGAAGCACCAAAUCACCAACGGGGGCGCUGUUGUGCUCUACCAACCCGAGAAUGAGUACAGCUACGGCUACAAGAUUCCGUUUCCGAAUGGAAAGUACAUGCAGUACGUGAUCGACCAGGCCCGAAGGGCGGGGAUUGUCAUGCCCAUGAUCAACAACGACGUUGGUCCCUACGGUUACUAUGCGCCGGGAAGUGGCACGGGCCAGAUGGACAUCUACGGCCAUGACAACUACCCUCUUGGAUUUGACUGUGACAAACCCUCCGAUUGGCCAGCAGGGAAGCUGCCGACAGACCUGCACCAACGACAUGUCAGGCAGAGCCCAAAGACCCCGUAUGCCAUCGUCGAGUUUCAAGGUGGCUCCUACGACCCCUGGGGCGGGUCUGGUGUUGACCAGUGCGCCGCCCUCGUCAACCACGAGUUUGCCCGCGUCUUCAACAAGAAUAAUCUUGCUGCAGGCGUGGCCAUCUUCAGCCAGUACAUGGUCUAUGGCGGAACGAACUGGGGCAACCUGGGACACCCAGGCGGAUACACGUCCUACGACUAUGGAGCUGCCAUCAAAGAGAAUCGGGUUCUCGAUCGCGAAAAGUACUCGGAGCUCAAGCUCCAGGGCGAGUUUCUCAAAGUGUCGCCCAAUUACCUCCUCACUGUUCCUGGAGACCUCAGCACCACAGCCUACAGUGACAACGCAGCGAUUGCCAUCACGCCUCUCAACGCAGACAAGACAGGCAGGUUCUUUGUCGCUCGCCACGCAGACUACGCGAGUACGGACUCAGUCUCGUAUAAGCUCAAAUUGCCCACAUCUGCAGACGUUGCCACUAUACCGCAGAUUGGCAAUGCGACGCUCACACUCAGCCGCCGCGACUCCAAGGUCCACGUCACAGAUUACGUUGUUGGACCAGACCACAGUCUGCUCUACUCCACUAGCGAGAUCUUGACAUGGAAGAAAUUCGGCAACAAGACCGUGCUUAUCAUGUACGGUGGCCCCAACGAGACGCAUGAGUUCGCAUACAAUGGCAUUCCCCCCACUAGUCAAAGCGAGGCCAGCAGCGCCACGGUUCACGUAUCGGCUGGUAUAACUGUGGUUCAAUGGCACACGGCACCUAAGCGGCAGUUUGUCAACAUUGGCAGUCUCACCGUCUAUCUUAUUGACCGUAAUGCGGCGUACAACUACUGGGUUCCCGUACUGCCCGCGAACGGCAGCGCGUAUGGCAGCUCCGUCAUGAAUCCAGAGGCCGUCAUCAUCAAUGGCGGCUACCUUGUUCGCUCCGUCUCCGUCGAUGGUGCGACGCUCAACGUGAAGGCCGACUUCAACAAGACGACGGAGAUGGAGGUGAUUGGUGCGCCGAGUGGCACGUCCAAGCUGCGGGUGAACGACAAGGUGCUGAAGUACACGACCAACUCUUUUGGCAACUGGGUUACGACAAUCACGGUCGACAGCCCGUCCUUCCCGAUCCCUGACCUCGACCAUGUGGAAUGGCAUAAGAUUGACUCACUGCCUGAGAUCCAGCCCGGAUACGACGACGCUCAGUGGCCGACGGCAGACCACACGUCGUCCAACAACACCGUCGAGCCGCUCAAGACGCCCGUCUCCCUGUACGCAUCCGACUACGGCUUCAACACGGGCACGCUCGUCUUCAGGGGCCACUUCACGGCCAGCGGCUCCGAGACGCAGCUCAAGCUCACGACCAAGGGCGGCAGCGCCUACUCGUACGCCGUGUGGCUCAACGGCACCUUUCUCGGCUCGUACAAGAACGACUGGUGCUGGGACUACAACGACGGCGCCUUCCCGCUCACCAGCCUCACCGCCGGGUCCAGCUACGUGCUCACCGUCGUCGUCGACAACAUGGGCCUCAACGAGGACCUCAACUCGGGCUGGGACGACAUGAAGUCCCCGCGCGGCAUCCUCAAGUACGAGGUCGUCUCCUCGGACGCCUCCAAGCCCGCCACCAAGAUCUCGCCCUGGAAGAUCACGGGCAACCUCGGCGGCGAGUCGUACAAGGACCGCUUCCGCGGCCCCCUCAACGAGGGCGGCCUCUUCUUCGAGCGCCAGGGCUACCACUAUCCCUAUCCGCCCCUCGACAAGUUCUCCAAGGGCCCCGGCAGCAGCCCCAUGGACGGCAUCGCCAAGCCCGGCGUCGCCUUCUACACGGCCCUCUUCACGCUCAACCUCCCCGCCGACAAGUACGACAUCCCCCUGUCCUUUGUCUUUGGCAAGAACCCCGACGGCGCAAAGGCCUACCGCGCCAUCCUCUACAUCAACGGGUUCCAGUUCGGCAAGUACGCCUCCAACAUCGGCCCCCAGACCGAGUUCCCCGUGCCAGAGGGCAUCCUCAACCACCGCGGCGACAACUGGAUCGGCGUCGCCGUCUGGGCCGUCGAGGACGGCGGCGCAAAGGUGCCCAGCCUCAAGAUCAAGUAUGGCACUCCAGUCUUGACGGGCAGGGAGACGGUUCAUCUGGUCCGCGGGCCAAAGUACACUCAACGGAAGAAUGCAUACUGA
Messenger RNA from Purpureocillium lilacinum, 3039 nucleotides. RefSeq lists its product as uncharacterized. Gene Ontology annotation, biological process: carbohydrate metabolic process. Gene Ontology annotation, molecular function: beta-galactosidase activity. Lineage: Eukaryota; Fungi; Ascomycota; Sordariomycetes; Hypocreales; Ophiocordycipitaceae. Gene Ontology annotation, cellular component: vacuole. The record is from RefSeq and is a predicted model, not a curated record.